UUUUUAUCUGGAAGCUGCAUGCUUUAAGUUUGCUACUAUAAAUAGAAACUUCUUCUCCUCCUUGUCUAUCAAGUCACUUGCUUCAAAGAUUUUUUUUCAUCCACAAAAUUGUUAACGUUUCAUUUAAAAACAAAUAAGAAGAUGGGUUUAGUGCGGUCCAUGCUUCCAAAUGCAAAGCAAAUCUUCAAAUCACAAUCUAUGAGGAACAAGAACGGUUCACCAUCAUCAACAACAGCUUCAGGGCUUGUUCCUAAAGGUCACGUAGCGGUUUACGUUGGCGAAAGAACGGAGAAGACGAGGUUUGUGGUUCCGAUAUCAUACUUGAACCAUCCUUUGUUCAGAGAGUUUCUUAAUCGCGCAGAGGAAGAGUUUGGAUUUCAUCAUCCAAUGGGCGGUUUGACGAUUCCUUGUCGAGAAGAAGCGUUUCUUCACCUCAUUACUUCUCAGCAGCUGCAUUGAGGAACGCAUUGAUUAAUUAAUAGUUUUAGUAGGGUUUUGAUGAAUCUUUUUUUUUGUUGUAGAAAUGAAUCUUUUUGUUGUUGUUCUAUCUGAGAAUUAUAUGAAAUUUAGUGUGUGUGUGUAUGACACUUGUUCAAAGUUUGUGUUUCGAAAUAAGAUUUUAA
Brassica oleracea var. oleracea is the source of this 623-nucleotide messenger RNA. RefSeq names its product auxin-responsive protein SAUR20. Lineage: Eukaryota; Viridiplantae; Streptophyta; Magnoliopsida; Brassicales; Brassicaceae. The transcript has a single exon. Gene Ontology annotation, biological process: response to auxin. The record is from RefSeq and is a predicted model, not a curated record. Bases 142 to 459 code for a protein of 105 amino acids.